This is a messenger RNA of Solea senegalensis (Senegalese sole), 2630 nucleotides long. It is a transcript of the gene micu3a, whose product is annotated as mitochondrial calcium uptake family, member 3a. The coding region runs from base 17 to 1489 and encodes 490 amino acids. Gene Ontology annotation, molecular function: calcium ion binding. The transcript has 15 exons. Lineage: Eukaryota; Metazoa; Chordata; Actinopteri; Pleuronectiformes; Soleidae. Gene Ontology annotation, biological process: mitochondrial calcium ion homeostasis; calcium import into the mitochondrion. The record is from RefSeq and is a predicted model, not a curated record. Gene Ontology annotation, cellular component: uniplex complex.
AGCAACAUCAGCAACGAUGGCCGCUUUCCGCAGAGUGGCAGCGCUGGCCGGGAAACUCAACCUCUGGUCGGGGGCGAGAAACGAGCUGGUCGGUGGUCACACGGUCCGUGCAGGGAGGACGCGGGGGCGCGUGGCUGUCGGGAUGUGUCUCGCAACCGGAGGCGCCGUGGCUCUUUACCUGUACAGCGAUAUGUGUAGCAGCAGAGGCAGGAGGAGGAGGAUGGAGAGGCACAGCAUCAACGAUUUACUGCCGUCCAUCCCGACCGUCGAGGCCAAAGACAAGUCACGUCCAUUUGACUUUGAGGAUGGAGACGUGUACAUGUCGUCCCAUGAGCAUCGCUUCCGCAUGUUCAGCUCUGUGGAGUACGAAGGCCAGCUGUACAUGACGCCGCAGAACUUCAUCGAGUCUGUCACCAUGAGUGAACCACGGAACAAGAGGCCCUGGAGGUCCUUGACCAAACAGGAGCUGGAGAAGAUCCUGUCAGACACUCCACCAGUAUGGAGAGGAUCAUCCAAACUGUUCCGCAAUCUGAGAGAACGAGGAAUCAUCUCUUACACCGAGUACCUGUUUCUGCUCUGCAUCCUGACAAAGCCCCACGCUGGUUUCAAGAUUGCUUUCAAUAUGUUUGAUGCCGACGGCAACCAGAUGGUGGACAAGAGGGAGUUCUUGGUGCUUCAGGAGAUCUUCCGGAAGAAAAAUGAGAAGAGAGGAAGGAAAGGAGAUGCAGAAAAGUCGGCACAGUUGAGUAUGCAGCUGUAUGGAUAUCAGGUUGCUCCCAUGAACAGCGUGCUAAAAAAAGACAGUCAGGAGUUUGUGGCACGGAGUUACUGGGACGUUCUGAGGCGAAGUGCCAGUCAAGUCCUCUUUUCUGACCUGGCAGAGCGGACAGAUGAGACUAUUACGAUCGACACCACACUACUGGUCCAUUUCUUUGGGAAGAAAGGGAAGGCAGAGCUCACCUUUGACGACUUCUAUAGAUUUAUGGAUAACCUCCAGACAGAAGUAUUGGAAAUCGAGUUUCUAACCUACUCUAAAGGAAUGACCACCAUCAGUGAAGAAGACUUUGCCAAAAUCCUGCUGCGCUUCACCAACGUGGAGAACAUCAACGCCUACCUGGAGAAUGUCCGCCAUUGUAUACCUGAUGAGAAGGGAAUUACCUUUGAUGAGUUCAGAUCCUUCUUCCAGUUUCUCAACAACCUGGAGGACUUCGCCAUUGCCAUGCAGAUGUAUAAUUUUGCUUCUCGCUCCAUUGGACAAGAUGAAUUUGCAAGAGCCGUCUAUGUCGCUACUGGCCUGAAGUUGACACGUCACCUUGUCCACACCAUCUUCAAGAUAUUUGAUGUAGAUCACGACGAUCAGCUCUCUUACAAGGAGUUCAUCGGCAUCAUGAAGGACCGGCUGCACAGGGGAGCCAGGGGUUAUAAAGCUGUGGCAAAGUCCACAUCUUUCAGAUCCUGUCUGAAGAAGGAGCUGGCAAGCAGAAGGUAAAGGGCCAGCACUACGCCUCUUUCUCCAGCUGCGUUCGUGCUGAGGCCAGAAGACAAGUGAACCACCUCUGGAGGAGGUAUAAGGAGAAGUAGGAGAGGAGGACACACCAAUGACACGAAGGAAGGAGAUUAAGCAUAAAAAGAGUCUGAUGACUGAGCUCUAACUUUUAUAGCAACUGUCUAUUUUCAACAUUAAAAAAGUGUACAAGCAUGACUACACCACAAACUGGCUGAUGCUCUGUAUAUGCUGUAUGAUAAUAAUAAGCAACAUUCCCUCUCAUCUCAACCUUAUUAUUAUUUAUUCCAACUAUGAGUUACAGUGCAACGACUUCAGCUCAACCAAGCAUGGUUUCUUCAUAACUGGGACUGUUACUAACGAUUAUUAUUAUACAUUGUCUAACCAGCAUAUUUGCAAGCUCAUUGUUUAAGCAAUAUUAUAUGCAGUAAGUAUGAUUAUGCAGCAGGCUGUAGCUUUUAGGUUCUACCAAAUAAAUCUUCACUAAUUUAAUGAUGGAUGUGACCAAUUACUUAAGAACACUAUGUUCCUCUAAUUUGUUAAACACAUUUAAGAGCACAACAAUAUAUAUAUAUAUUUAUAUAUAACAUGAUGUUGUCAUCCAAAAUAUCAAUGGUACACAAAUAAAUAUGACACAAAAGUUUCAGAAUUAAAUCACUAUUGUUUUGUCUUCCACUGAAUUUUGAUCCGCUCAGUCUUUUGCUUUACUUUUUAUAUUAUUUAUCUUUUAUUUAUUUUAUCUUAAAAUUUCCAGGAAUCACUAGCUUUUUUUUACACCCAAAAGUAAAAGAACCACAAAACCUGUUCUAUAAUCAGGCUAUACUAUAAAUAAUAUGUGUGAAUUGAAUGACAAGACCUCUAAUAUUGCAAUAUGUUUAUAAAUUCUGGAAUAUUAUAAUUACAUCUGCCAAGGAGGCCAUGUUUUGCCCAUCUUUUGUUUUUUUUGUUUGUUUGUGAGCAGCAAUAAAAGAACGGAUUUUGGUUAUCUGAAUAUUUAUCAACUUUUGAGUGUUUUGACACAGAGGGAAACUUGGUUAAUGUGGAAAUCACUUGAUUUAUCACAAAUAUAGAGUAUAUUCUUUGUUUUGGGGAAAAUGUAAUCUUAAUAAAAAUGUAUCUAAUAGGA